Mangifera indica (mango) is the source of this 1770-nucleotide messenger RNA. RefSeq names its product transcription factor MYB86-like. The record is from RefSeq and is a predicted model, not a curated record. The coding region runs from base 174 to 1535 and encodes 453 amino acids. Gene Ontology annotation, cellular component: nucleus. Gene Ontology annotation, molecular function: DNA-binding transcription factor activity, RNA polymerase II-specific; RNA polymerase II cis-regulatory region sequence-specific DNA binding. Lineage: Eukaryota; Viridiplantae; Streptophyta; Magnoliopsida; Sapindales; Anacardiaceae. The transcript has 3 exons. Gene Ontology annotation, biological process: regulation of DNA-templated transcription.
AUUCAAGAGGAAAAGGUGUAGGGUUCUGUUAAAACACAUUUGCUAUUUCAAAGAGAUUAAUUUCUCUUCCUACAGCAAUUCUCCUUUCUUCUACUUCCCUUAACUGUAUUUUCUUUUCAAUUUUUAUAUUUAUUUUUCAAAUUUAGUUAUCAAUGAGGAUGACUUUGUAACAUAUGCAUAACAGCGUCUGUAUCAGUAAGAUGGGAAAUGAAGGCAUGGCUAACAAGUGCGUUAUAUAUGCACCGGACACCGCAAAUGGUUUCACUUGUUACUCCAACACUUCCACCUCUACCCCUUCCUCACCUCCUUCGUCGGUCGGCAUGAUAUAUACUGAUAUGGCUUCUCUAUCUCUUAGUCCCAAUUAUGGAAGUGCAGUUUCGGUUGUUUCUGCUUCACUAGAGACUCAUAUUUGCAGGAACACCGAUAUGGAAAAUGCGGGAGCUUGCUGGGGUUUUCCUUUCAUGGGUAACAGCUCAACCAGAAGCUUCGAGGGACAACAUAAUAUUGAUGCUAAUGCCGAGGUUAAGUGCUCUGAUUAUGAUGAUAGAUUGGGAGAAGCCAGUGAGACUAUUAUCCACAAUGUCAACUUGAAUGAAGAGUUUAACCCUAACGAGAAGGAAAUAGAUAGUGGGCAGGCAAAGCUUUGUGCUAGAGGCCACUGGAGGCCUGCGGAAGAUACCAAGCUCAAGGAACUUGUUGCUCUUUAUGGCCCCCAAAACUGGAACCUUAUUGCCGAGAAGUUAGAAGGUAGAUCAGGUAAAAGCUGUAGGCUGAGGUGGUUCAACCAGUUGGACCCAAGAAUCAACAGAAGAGCUUUUACCGAAGAAGAAGAAGAAAGGUUAAUGCAAGCUCAUAGACUAUAUGGUAACAAAUGGGCUAUGAUAGCCCGGCUCUUCCCUGGAAGAACUGAUAACGCAGUCAAGAACCAUUGGCAUGUUAUAAUGGCUAGGAAGUAUAGAGAACAAUCCAAUGCGUAUAGAAGGCGGAAAAUGAGCCAGUCUAUUUACAAAAGAAUGGAGGAUAUCCCAGGGGUUAUUUGCCGAGAUGCAACCGCCAGAACUGAACCACAACCCUACUGUUUCAGUGUCCCCAAUGGAGGAUUUGGUAACACCUCUUCUUUCUGUGGUUCUGGUGGGGUUGAAUUCGCCUUCAAUGGUUCACCCCACAUGACCAGUGGGCAAGAAACAAUCUUAAGCAACAAGGAUCCUUACAGUGGGUUUUGUGUACAGCAGACACCUAGUGAUUUCUUUCCUGGCCCCAAGGGCAGUGACAUGAUGGCCAUGUUCAGCCAGGUGAGAUCUUGGGAUGGGCCAAUUGAUGAACCUCACGUUUAUGGCUUCAAUCUUCACCACCACCCUCAAAACUUGAUGGCAAUGCAACAGUCAAAUUUCCAACACCACCAACUUCACAGUUUCUUUGGUUCCACGGCAUCCACACCUCAAGUCUCAGCCAGUGAAGCUUCAUCAUCAGUAGACAACCAUUUUGACCCCGUUCCACCACGCUUCUUUGAUUUUCUCGGGGUAGGAGCCACAUAAAGUUAAAGAAGGAAUAGAAAUUAAGCUGGAAAAGGAGAAUUAAAAGGAAUCAUCAAAAGAGGACCUUAAUAUGGACUUGCUUCAAGAUGGGUGAUAAACCUUGGAGGUAAAAGGAAAGAAUUUUUGUUUGAGUUGGUGACGGUGCAUUAGCUUUUUCAAGUCUUAUAUUAGUAGUCCUAGUUACCAUCUUGGAUUUUUAUUAUAAGUAUGUUAAUGUUUAGUAUUUGAAUAACAA